Symbiodinium sp. CCMP2456 is the source of this 532-nucleotide messenger RNA. The record is from the annotation of a GenBank genome assembly. Lineage: Eukaryota; Dinophyceae; Suessiales; Symbiodiniaceae.
GAAGCUUUGGUACACGCGGACGUCAACGUUCCGACGCUCCGAGCGUCCUUGGACGAUGCCACUGCGCCGUCAAUCCCAUCACCGGUGAAGAUGCAAUUUAGUCCGCCGAAGCAGAGACCGCCCGACAUGCAGCAGGCACGCGCAGCGCCUCCGACGCCUGGUCCCAGCUCAACAAGAGCGGAGCCAAGCCAGGAGAAGGGAAUUUCAGGCGCCUUGCGGCGUGGCACGCCCGAAAAGCGAACCAACAAUCCAUGCCCAGCCACCCCGGUGUCAAGCACGCCGAGCCCAAAACGGGCGCAGCAGACGCCACCAACUCCAGCAAAAGUUGCCCAGCCCCGCCCAGCAUCUCCGUGCGUGCCAGUUGCAUCAGCGCCCUCAGCUUCGGCAGAGCCCCCUGCAGGGCUGGGUGUCGGCCCUGAUCCCAAACCCAAGAAGCCAACCGUGGAAGCGCGGCCGGUCAAGGACGGUCGUGCCCCGCCAGCUCGGGUGCCGCGCGGCCCCGAGCCGGCUUCAAAUCACUCAGCAGAGCAGU